AUGGGCUACGAUGCCCCAGCUAUGGAUGAGGAUAUGGAUGGGAGAGAAAAACAAGAAAGCCCAAUAUUCAAUGAGUACAGCCCGGAAGAGCUUGUGCUCUACAGACAGUACAUCAUGAAUAGUUUCAACACCAAUGAUGAUGAUGACGACAAUGAGAAGGACACUGCCGAUGACUGGAUUAGGGACUUGGAAAUGGGUUGCAGUGAUGCUCAGUUUGCGCUCAUUCUUACCUCUUGUCCAAAUAUCCACAGCCUCUACUUUGAGACCCCCCACGACCAGCGUCACUUUAUGCGUGUUGUACAACUUGCAAAAAAGCCGAUCGCCGCCCUCAGGGCUAGCCUCCAGCCUCCCCUAUCUCAACUUCAUCACAUCUACAUUGAGGCCCACGAGUCUUUAGGUGACCAUGAGGAAACCAACACUGACUACAGCCCUGGCCCCUUCCUCGAGCUGCCUGGACUCCGGUCCUUUGAGGGCGUCAAUGUCAGUGGGGGCGACGACGUAGGAUGGUGGUUUCAACAACUCCCAGCCAGGUCCUUACCUCUGCAAGACAUUGCUCUUCGCCGAUCCUACAUCUCUCCACGGAUGCUCCAAGGCAUGCUAGGCGCCUGCAAGGCGGUUAAGCGACUUGAAAUCACACGCGGGUUCUAUGAAAGCCUGGUGGAGGAGCUGCUGCCGCAGUAUAUCCUCAGGGCUAUCCUACCCCAUGCAGAUUCUCUCGAGAUCCUUCAUCUCAACAUGGCGGAGGAAUGGCCCUGGCCAGGUCUUCCUAGUAAACAUAAGCUAUUCUAUAUGGGUACUAAGCUUCAUAAGAUGAUAGCCCUUAAGAGACUUAUAACAGGGAUGCGUUCUCUUACUAGUUUUUUCAAUAGAUAUACUCCUAAUAAUAACGACGAUGCCAGUGACGCUGUAUCACUAGAUAGAGCUCCAAGGCUAAUAGACUGCCUCCCGGAUAAUCUAGAGUAUCUCGAGAUCCAUCGAUCUAGCGAGUUAAUUCUAGAUCAGAUCCAGCAGCUCAUUCUAACCAUUCAGGAAGGGCAUCGCUUUAAAAGGCUAAACCAUAUUAAGCUACUUUUAAGCGAUAUAGAUCCCGACAAGAUCGAGCUUAAUUACGACCCAUCGAUUAUGCAUAUAGAACUUAUAUCUCAGUCACUUGAAAAUCGCAUUUAUGAUCUCAUUCCAGCAUUCAACCAAGGGAAUCACCGAGUAGAAGCCAUCUGCUCUCCAAUACACAGCCUAGAUCUUCGGGCACAGUGGCUUGAUAUCCGGGGCAACAACACGGGGUUUGCAUCGGUUGAUUUUGAGCUAUAUGAAGCACCGGGAAUCAGGUUAUCUCAAGAGAAGCCACAUCGGCCAAGGCCAGCCGACUAUCUGCCAAGGAUCUUAGCGACCCAAACCGACGAGUACUGGCGUGAAGUGGAUCCCGAGGUCGCCGCUCUGAGAGAGGAAUAUGCAGCCUUUGUGAACAACCAAAACCAGCCAUAG
Messenger RNA from Clonostachys solani, 1482 nucleotides. NCBI's taxonomy places the organism in Eukaryota, Fungi, Ascomycota, Sordariomycetes, Hypocreales, Bionectriaceae. The record is from the annotation of a GenBank genome assembly.